Messenger RNA from Diceros bicornis minor, 2733 nucleotides. It is a transcript of the gene ENTHD1, whose product is annotated as ENTH domain containing 1. The transcript is spliced from 7 exons. Lineage: Eukaryota; Metazoa; Chordata; Mammalia; Perissodactyla; Rhinocerotidae. The record is from RefSeq and is a predicted model, not a curated record. Gene Ontology annotation, cellular component: endosome; clathrin vesicle coat; plasma membrane. Gene Ontology annotation, molecular function: clathrin binding; phospholipid binding. Gene Ontology annotation, biological process: endocytosis. Bases 195 to 2063 code for a protein of 622 amino acids.
UGGCCCGGAUGAUGAAGAAACCAACCUCCUUGCCCAUGAGAAAUUGAUGGCUUGUCAAGAUGGAGAUUAAUCAUUUGUAUUUGAGAGCAGCAGAACUGAGGGCCAGUUACUUCUCAAGAGUUUUUUAAACUAAUCACAUAAACUCCUGUCCCAUUGCUCUCAUCCCCCAUCUUACCUUCAAACUUGUCUCACCUAUGGCAUUCAGGAGGCAAGUGAAAAACUUCGUGAAAAAUUACUCAGAUGCUGAAAUAAAAGUCAGAGAAGCAACUUCUAAUGACCCUUGGGGUCCUUCUAGUUCUCUGAUGUUAGAUAUCAGUGACCUGACUUUCAACACGAUUUCUCUCUCAGAAAUUAUGAAUAUGCUAUGGCAGAGACUCAAAGACCAUGGGAAAAACUGGCGCCAUGUGUAUAAGUCCCUUACACUAAUGGAUUAUCUCAUCAAGAAUGGAUCAAAGAAAGUUAUUCAGCAUUGCAGAGAAGGGUUCUGUAACCUUCAGACUCUAAAAGAUUUUCAACACAUAGAUGAAGCUGGAAAAGACCAAGGUUAUUAUAUCCGGGAAAAGUCUAAGCAAGUCAUAACAUUGCUGAUGGAUGAGCAAUUACUGCAUAAAGAGAGGGAAGUAGCAUGUCGGACAAGACAGCGUACCUGCUACUCUAUGACAUUUCCUAAAAGAUUACCUGGUACAGGUAACUCACCAACAGCAUGUGCUUCUGCCCCCACACCAGAAAUUCCUGCUUCAGAGAAGAAGCAUAAGCUUCUUAAGGUCUCAAGGCUACGUAAUAAAAAAAAUGCUUCCAAGGCAGGAUUGAAACAAGAGCAGUGCCAAGACGUUCAGUUGCCUAGUGAAACUGUGUUGUCCCAGGAAACACUACCAUUCAAGAUUAAUGCUUGGAAAUCAAUGGAGGACCUGAUGUUAUUUUGUGAGGAGGAUUCACAGCCGCUUUUGCCGACAGUUCCCCCUGCUGUUAUCUCUCCAACUACAUGGCUGUCAGAAGGGCAAGCAGACGUUUGUAAUCUCUGGGAUGCAGUUCUUAUUUGUUAUUUUAUGGAUGCUGUGCCUCCUCCCUCCUUUUUUCUCUCAGAAAAAAGCCCAUCUCUGCAGACAAAUGCGAGUUUCGACAAGAAAUCAGACAGUACCAUUACAAAUACUGUAAUGGAAGACCCUUUGCAAACGCCUCUAGCAAAACAGUCAGCUGCAAAAAGUUUUGAAACAUUGACAACUUUACCAGCGUUUUGGCCAUCAAAUCAAGAAGAGUUGAUCAGCCCUAAUUUAAGGCUAUCAAAGUCAGAUUCUACCUUCUAUAACCAGGGCUCUGUAGAGACACUCUAUGUCUCUCCCUCAUUCAAAACAUUUGACCCAGUGAAGGAGAUGGCCAUCAAUAAGGACGAUCAGAAACCAACACAGUCCAGCGCCGUUCAGAUGGAGGAGGAAAGCCUCAAGACCUUAACCACAUGGGUUUCAACGACCUCUGAGAGAACAUCCUCUUUUUCUGCUUUAUCCUUGUCAUCUCCUGGUUCAGCCUCACCAGAGAAAUCAGUUCAUCUCUUACCCCCGAUUUUGGCCGAACCUUCCUUCUGGACUUUGUCCCAUCAACAAUCUUCUUCUGCCUCCUUUAAAGAUAAAGAUAAGACAGCCAGGGCUCAUCACCCCUUUGCUCCUAGGGGCCCAGUGUCUUCUGAUGAAGAAGAAAACGACAACCUCAAUAUACUGGAAAUUCUUCCAGAUAACUCUGAUUCUGCACAAAAGAAGACAAGUCUUAUUUCCAGCAAUAAUUGGGUAGAGUUUUCCACCCAAAAUGUAGGCCACUUCACCUCUGUGUCCUAUUCUGGUUUUCAGACAACCGAAGGCCUGCCUAGGGAGCCUGAAGCAAACAAUUCCAUUGAAGUUCUUCUAGGGGAGGUAAAAAAUGCGAUAGUCAAAUUACACGAAGAUCUGGGCAUGGUGUUACAAGAACUUAACGCCAUCAAUAGCCAUCUGGUAAGCAUAAAUGAGACUAGUCCUCAAAUAAGCAAGUCUUUGCAGGUUCCCCAGUCUUCUGAGGGGAACUCAGAUCCAAUGUAAUCAUCUCAAUAGCUAUUUUUGAUAGAACUCAUGAGAUUCCACUUCCCAAAGACUAAGAAGUUAACCUUGUAUAGAUCCUCAUUACUGUGGCAAAAAUACGGUGAUGGUUUGAUUUUUUCCUUGUCAGGUUUAUUAACAAGUACCUUUCAAACCAAUAAAUUCAUUUGGGUAGUUUAUUUUUUAAAGAGAAAAAGUCUCCCCUUUGAUAAUAUCUUCAUAUUUAGAUAUUAGUUCAUUUGAAACUGAAGAGAAUUUAUUUUUUCAUUCUCUGUACUUUACCUCAAAGUAUGUUAAACAUUAGUGAAAUUUGUGGUAAGACCUCAAACUGCAAGUGACUAUUCUAGAGUUUUUGGAUAAGUAGGCAGUAAAAAGCCCUUUAUUUUUCAACUCUAUGGAGCUUCAUUGUUAAGAAGCCUUUGCCUUGACUGAGAUGGGGUGAGUCUGGGGUAUACAUGUCACAUGUUCUCAUGUCAAGUUUCAGGUUCUGCAAACCAAGGGCCAGAAAUCUUCUUUCUCUUCUUGUGGAUGCCACAGCUGGUUGGGAGUUAAGUUGAGACAAGUAGGAUAUGAAACAGGUGUUUUUAUUGUUAAUGUAUAUUGCAAAGUGAAUUCAAAUGCAUACUCUUUUUUUCUUGUAUUUCAGAAAAUAAAUUUGAUAUUUUUCAUUGUA